Trichophyton rubrum CBS 118892 is the source of this 1683-nucleotide messenger RNA. Its product is annotated as 60S ribosomal protein L3. The coding region runs from base 1 to 1683 and encodes 560 amino acids. Gene Ontology annotation, cellular component: ribosome; cytosolic large ribosomal subunit. NCBI's taxonomy places the organism in Eukaryota, Fungi, Ascomycota, Eurotiomycetes, Onygenales, Arthrodermataceae. Gene Ontology annotation, molecular function: RNA binding; structural constituent of ribosome. The record is from RefSeq and is a predicted model, not a curated record. Gene Ontology annotation, biological process: translation; ribosomal large subunit assembly. The transcript has 6 exons.
AUGUUGUCUGUAGAUACGCAGGUAUCCAUAUGUGUCUGCAGAAGACUUGUCCAGCAAUUGGAGAAUCAUCUAUCCCUAUCAUUCCAUCCUAGUAGGGUAUCAAGUAGGGGUAAACAUGUCUAUCGUCCUCUACCGUCAUCAUCUCCUGUCAGGUACCACAACUAUCGAGCAGAUAGAAGUAAUGCAGUAGACAGAGUAGUGACUAUAACAUCAUCUCACCUCCAUCUACCCAGCCCCUACUCUAUCUUUACUCUCUUCAUCGUCUUCUCCAUCUUGAUAUCUUCCUCUUCAUCGUCUUUUCCCAUGUUUUACGUCUAUGUUCUACACGUGAUCUCAUGUGACUCUUACAUAAUCACACACUCGGCAAGCGCACAAAAAAAAGCGAAGCCAAAAAAGACUAAGCGAGGGCGAGAAAGCGAAAGUCGAAGAAGAAGAACUUUCAACCUGCUGCGAAUUUCCCGACGGACAACCAACGACGCAGGACAUCCCAAGGGUCGACAGAGGGUCAAGAUGAGUCACCGAAAAUACGAAGCCCCGAGGCACGGCUCUCUUGCCUACCUGCCGCGAAAGCGCGCUGCCAGACACCGUGGAAAGGUCAAGAGCUUCCCCAAAGAUGACCCCAAGAAGCCCGUCCACCUCACUGCCACGAUGGGCUACAAGGCCGGCAUGACCACGAUCGUGCGAGAUCUCGAGCGUCCCGGAGCCAAGAUGCACCGCAAGGAGAUUGUCGAGGCUGUUACCAUCGUCGAGACCCCACCAAUGAUUGCUGUUGGCAUUGUGGGCUACAUCGAGACCCCCCGCGGCCUCCGCUCGCUGACCACCGUCUGGGCCGACCACCUGUCUGACGAGGUCAAGCGCCGCUUCUACAAGAACUGGUACAAGAGCAAGAAGAAGGCCUUCACCCGCUACGCCAAAACCCACGCCGACGCCUCCACCACCACCCGCGAGCUCGAGCGCAUCAAGAACUACUGCACCGUCGUGCGCCUGCUCGCACACACCCAGAUCCGCAAGACCCCGCUCAAGCAGAAGAAGGCCCAUCUGAUGGAGAUCCAGGUCAACGGCGGCAGCAUCGCGGACAAGGUCGAGUUUGCACACGGGCUGUUUGAGAAGCCGAUUGACGUCGACAGCGUGUUUGAGAAGGACGAGGUGGUGGAUGUUAUUGCCGUCACCAAGGGCCACGGCUUCAGUGGCGUUACCUCGCGAUGGGGCACAAAGAAGCUGCCUCGCAAGACGCACAAGGGUCUGCGAAAGGUUGCGUGUAUCGGCGCCUGGCAUCCUUCGCAUGUGCAGUGGACCGUUGCGCGUGCCGGUCAGGACGGCUACCACCACCGCACCUCUGCCAACCACAAGAUCUACCGCAUUGGCAAGGCCGACGACGAGGGCAAUGCCUCCACCGACUUUGACGUCUCCAAGAAGAGAAUCACCCCGAUGGGCGGCUUCGUCCGCUACGGCGAGGUCAAGAACGACUACGUGAUGCUCAAGGGCUCGAUCCCCGGCGUCCGCAAGCGCGUGGUCACCCUGCGCAAGACCCUGUGGCCGCAGGUCUCCCGCAAGGCCACCGAGAAGGUCGACCUCAAAUGGAUCGACACCUCCUCCAAGUUCGGCCACGGCGCCUACCAGACGCCAGCCGAGAAGCGGGCGUUCCUGGGCACUCUCAAGAAGGAUCUUGCUUCGUCUUCGUAA